This is a messenger RNA of Ochlerotatus camptorhynchus, 1710 nucleotides long. It is a transcript of the gene Ctns, whose product is annotated as Cystinosin. The record is from RefSeq and is a predicted model, not a curated record. The transcript is spliced from 6 exons. Gene Ontology annotation, molecular function: L-cystine transmembrane transporter activity. Gene Ontology annotation, biological process: L-cystine transport. Lineage: Eukaryota; Metazoa; Arthropoda; Insecta; Diptera; Culicidae. Gene Ontology annotation, cellular component: lysosomal membrane. The coding region runs from base 321 to 1544 and encodes 407 amino acids.
AACUGACGCGCGCCGUGCCGUGCCUUUUUUCGAUCUGUAAUCAUCUUCUAAACACGCGGACGUGCGCGCGACGUUGUUCAGUUUCACUUUGCACAGCACCCGAAACGGGUCGUCGCGAUCGGACUUCCGGAUCGUACGUACAUCGUACAUCUAGGACAACAUCAUCGGUUCGGCAAGGAUUUCAACUCGAGCAGCUACAUUCUACUGACUGGCUGGAUAGAACCAUCAAUGUAGUGCAUUUCCGUCCACACAAUACAACCUGAUUUGAACUACUCGUGCCGUGCUACGUGAACCCAACCGUAUCUACGGUCAAGCACACGAUGGGGAAAUCCAUAGCGAUUGUUCUCCUCUCUACUGUGCUGCUAGCAGCAACUUCGGUACGAAGUCAAACCUCGAUCGGGGCCAACGUGGUGCUCGAUCCCCAGGACAUCGUCAUACUGGUGAAUGAAACCAAAGAAAUCCUGGUUCGCUUUCGCGGCCAACUGACCCAGAACGUCCAGUUCAACUUCACCGACAACGAUGUGGACUUCGUCACCGUUACGCCUUCACUGAUCUCGAUCGAUGCUCCUCCGAGUGGGUUCAUCGACAGGGCCGUUCCGGUCGCUCUGCAGGCCCGUUCACCGGGUCAGUUUGACCUGGUGGGACGAAUCAUUCCGUCCGGACUGAUUGAUGACGCGGCGGCAUUCAUUAGGGUUACAAUCGCCAACUCCAGGGUGAUUAUGUACGCGGCGAUUGUGAUCGGAUGGAUCUACUUUGUGGCGUGGACGAUUUCGUUCUGGCCACAGAUGAUCGUUAACUUUAGGCGAAAAAGUGUCGUAGGACUGUCAUUUGAUUUUUUGGUCUUGAACCUGCUGGGACAUACGCUGUAUGCGAUCUUCAACUGUUCCCUCUAUUGGAACAAUCACAUAGAGCAGGAGUACUUCAGCAGGAAUCCACGGGGGUUGAAUCCGAUCAUUGCGAACGAUGUGGCGUUCUCACUGCAUGCAUCGUUGGCGACGUUCUUGACGGUGGUACAGUGCUUCCUCUAUGAGAGAGGAGAUCAGCGGGUAUCGUACACGGCGCAGGGUAUCCUAGGGGUCUUCGUGACGAUCAUUGUUGUAUCGGGAAUUUUGGUAGGCACUGGAACCUGGCACUGGUUGGACUUUUUGUAUGCACUCAGCUACAUCAAGCUGGCGAUCACUUUGAUCAAGUAUGUACCGCAGGCGGUACUGAACUUCAGGCGGAAGAGUACGGUGGGAUGGAGUAUAGAGAACAUCCUGCUCGAUUUCACCGGUGGAACCCUGAGCAUGCUGCAGAUGUUGCUCAAUGCUUAUAAUUAUGAUGAUUGGGCAUCGAUCUUUGGCGAUCCAACCAAGUUCGGAUUGGGGCUGUUCUCCGUACUGUUCGACAUUGUGUUCAUCGUGCAACACUACGUGUUGUACAAAGAUUCCGAGUACACCGAACUACCCGGAGACAAUCAAGCCGGGUAUGACCCGGGCACUAGUCAUCUACCGACCACACCCGAUCCUGUUACAGUGGAUCCGGAGCCAAUCAUCGUAUUGUAAUUUUAGUUGGCCAAUAAACUUAAUCUAGUAGUGAAAAUAAUGAAACUGUAAAAGCACUCCUCUGUUAAGUAGUACACACACAAUAAGUCUGAUAUUUGAAGUAUUGUUGCUCAUCUGUAACUGCAUCAAUUUUGCAUUCCUGUCUGUGUAAGUGUGAAUUAUUUUG